AUGAGUACUACUAAACUCAUCCCCUCACGCCCUCUAUUGCGUUAUCUCAAUGAAAAGAUAUCCAAUACCUCAGUACGCCCGUUCUACCACCCAGUAACCCAGCAGUCAUCUACGAAUUCAUUGCGCCGCUCCAUCCUACUUCGCCUUCCACAACAAUGUCGCCAUAUUAUGUUGUCACGAAUCGCAGAAAGGACAAAACAUGGUAAAUUGCAAGCCGAUAACCAUAAAAUUCUGGAUUAUGUCAAGACAUCACUCUUUUCUCAAACAGAUUAUCAAUCGCAAAAGAUUAUAUUAUGGGUAGAAGCGGAUAAAAAGCCCUACAGCAAGCCACACACGUUUAUUGGCGUAAUGACGAUAGGCGAUGUGAUGAAAGACUACCUGUGCAAAAGAGAAGAAGCAUUAUUGGACCCAGGAGAAGGGACGAGCUGGAUGCUGGUGCCUAGAACUGGGUUCCAAAAUAUCUCAAGGGGAGAGCGUCAUCAGCUGAAGAAGAUAGCUGAACGUCUUCAUGAUCUGGGAGCGACCAACGUUGACGAAUACAUUUUGAUCAAACGAAAAUCUUUCAUGGUGCCAAAGCCCGGGAAAGCAAUGAAAACUAAAGGAGGUCGUGGCAAUGCGAAACUUAUAAAUUUGACAAAGGAUGUUACGGGCGAUAACCUGAGCGUGAUGUUGGCAAAAGCUUAUUACUUUUUAGAAACACGCAAUUACAAUGCAGAGUUUCACAUACAUUUCGCGAAAAAUCUCAAGUUCAGCGAAGAUGAGAUGUUUCAAAAGAUGAUGGAGAUGCCCGGUGGCUUGGCUCUACAUCCUCAAGUCAUUCAAAGCCAAUUGCCUAGUAGUUCCCGGAUCAAUAUAAAGCCUUGGAGUAAUGGAAGAGAGCUUGUAUGGGUUGUAGGGAGAAAUUCAUCACGUCAGCAAGAGGAACUGGUGUUACUUGCUAGGGAUAAUAUCGCUCAGAUGAAAGGAACUCAUGAAUUUGUAAUUCACAGGGGAAAGGAGAUGAAAAAAGAUAGGAACUGGAGAUUGACCCAAGAUAAGCGAGAGAUCGAAACCUUGAAAAAAGAAGGCAAAUCUUUCGAUCACGUUCUUGAACGACAAAGGGAAAUCAAUGCGCGUGAGGGCGGUCUAAAAUCAAUGUUUACGGAGGUGAAAUUGGCACGAAGACAGAAAGAAAAGGAUAGGAAAGCACGAAGGAUUGAAGAAAGACUUAGUUAUCAAGCACGCGGGCGAGCCAUGUUGGCUGGUCGUUUGGAGCGAAAGAGAACAUUGAGGACACGUUGGGAGCGAAGGAAACAAAAUCUGAGAGCAACGGAGCGUCAAAGAAAAGAGCGCGAUGCGAUGAGAGCAUCUUUCCUAGCUCGGAGGAAAGCGAUGAAGGCAGAACUAAAAGCCGAGGCUAUGAUAGGCACCGUGAAUUAUUAUUCGCGAUCGGUACAGACAGGAGAAAAAGGGGUGGAGCAUAACGGAUCAGGUGCGAGAAGAAUACGACUAAUCAAGUUCAAGGAGACAGCAAGGGAUGUAGCGAAGAGAACAUCGCUUUUGCGAUCUCCACAUCCUGCUGCACCGAAUGCUUUGAGAAUUGAAAGACAAAGGUCACUGAGUCAAAGAAGAGCAAUUAAAGUGAAGGCAAGAAGGGAGCUGGAGUUGAGGAGGAAGAGGGCAAGCCCUAUUCGGUCGAAAUUUGAGGAUAUGAUUUAG
Messenger RNA from Botrytis sinoallii, 1698 nucleotides. RefSeq lists its product as uncharacterized. The coding region runs from base 1 to 1698 and encodes 565 amino acids. The transcript has a single exon. The record is from RefSeq and is a predicted model, not a curated record. NCBI's taxonomy places the organism in Eukaryota, Fungi, Ascomycota, Leotiomycetes, Helotiales, Sclerotiniaceae.